AUGGAGAACUUUGAUCUGUUGGCCCUCAGCUGCGAUCGGGGAAGUGGUCAGCAGGCCCUGUCCGAACUUUCUUUCAGUGAAGAAAAAACAAUGAAUCUGCCCAAGGACAUAGUACAGGGACCAGAGGGGAUCUCUGUCCACAAUACUGUCUCACCACGGACUCCAAAGUAUUUCACUGGCGUGAUAUACCGCAAGUGCACAGAACAUGGCUGGAGCAAAUUUAUCCCGGACUUCAAUGAGACUUGUGAACUUCCGAAAGAACUCUCGAAUGAAUUCAGUAGUAACCUGAAGACUUAUUAUAUCAACAUUAAAAAUGGGUACACAGUCGGAUAUAUUACAUCCAUGAUCGCCUUGGUAAUUGCCAUCAUCAUAUUCACAGCCUUCAGGAAAUUUCACUGCACUCGCAAUUACAUCCACUUGAAUCUCUUUGUCUCCUUCGUCCUCCGCGCUGCUUCAGUCUUGACCAAGGAUGCCAUCUUUUUCUCGAGCAACGCAAUAGACCAUUGCUCCAUCUCAACGGCGACCUGUAAAGCUGCAGUCACCUUCUUCCACUUCUGCACCCUGGCCAACUUCACGUGGCUGAUGGUCGAAGGGUUGUACCUCCAGACCCUGCUCAGCCUCGCCUUUGUAUCCAACAAAAAGUACUUCUGGUCGUACUGUUUCAUCGGUUGGGGGGCUCCAACCAUUGUAAUUGUGAUUUGGAUUAUUGUGAAGCUGAAUGUGGAUAACAGAGUAUGUUGGGAUGACAAUGCGAAUGAAUACAUCUGGUGGAUAUUAAGAGGCGCCAUCCUCCUCACGGUUCUGAUUAACUUCCUAAUAUUCCUGAACAUCAUUCGUGUUCUCAUGCAGAAACUGAGAUCACCAGAUGUUGGAGGGAACUCCCCCUCCCAUUUCAUGAGACUAACAAAAUCGACGCUGCUGCUGAUCCCGCUGUUCGGGGUCCAUUAUAUAGUGUGUGCAUGUUUUCCCGAUAACGUUGCAGAAGAUCUGAAGAUCUUCAUCGAACUCGGCAUCGGAUCAUUUCAGGGCUUUAUCGUGGCUUUACUAUACUGUUUCUUGAAUGGAGAGGUUCUGGCCGAGCUGAGGAAGUGUUGGAGACGGCAAUGGCCUGAGAGGGAAAUACCCUUCAAGACAAGGCGUAAACGGAACUUGUCGACAGAGAGCAGUGGGAUAGCCUACGCCACACAGAUCUCCUUGCUGGACAGGUUCAGUCCAAAACGGAAAACAUCAGACAGGGAAAACAGCCUCCACCCGUUCUGA
This is a messenger RNA of Hemiscyllium ocellatum (epaulette shark), 1260 nucleotides long. RefSeq names its product vasoactive intestinal polypeptide receptor 1-like. NCBI's taxonomy places the organism in Eukaryota, Metazoa, Chordata, Chondrichthyes, Orectolobiformes, Hemiscylliidae. The record is from RefSeq and is a predicted model, not a curated record. Gene Ontology annotation, biological process: cell surface receptor signaling pathway; adenylate cyclase-modulating G protein-coupled receptor signaling pathway. The coding region runs from base 1 to 1260 and encodes 419 amino acids. Gene Ontology annotation, molecular function: vasoactive intestinal polypeptide receptor activity; peptide hormone binding; G protein-coupled peptide receptor activity. Gene Ontology annotation, cellular component: plasma membrane. The transcript has 12 exons.